Messenger RNA from Erinaceus europaeus (western European hedgehog), 7088 nucleotides. It is a transcript of the gene C1GALT1, whose product is annotated as core 1 synthase, glycoprotein-N-acetylgalactosamine 3-beta-galactosyltransferase 1. Gene Ontology annotation, molecular function: N-acetylgalactosaminide beta-1,3-galactosyltransferase activity. The record is from RefSeq and is a predicted model, not a curated record. Lineage: Eukaryota; Metazoa; Chordata; Mammalia; Eulipotyphla; Erinaceidae. Gene Ontology annotation, cellular component: membrane. Bases 535 to 1638 code for a protein of 367 amino acids. The transcript has 4 exons.
GCUCCAAGGUCUCCCCUUCCCUGGCCCUCCCCCCAGCUGGAGUGGGGAGGGGGCGGACCGUGGGGGAGGGACCCAAUCGCGGACGCAGCCAAACAGGUGUCUGGGGUCGCCUCCGGGACCGCGGCGUGCGGGCCACUUUCUGCCGGCAGCGACGCCGAGGCGCGGGGCUGUGGUGGCCGCUAUUCUGGAGCCGCGUCCUCUUGCCACCGGCUCUUCCCCUUUGCCCUCGCCUGCCGCUUGCCUUCCUUGCACGCUGCCGGCCGUCGGGCGGCGACAGUGAGGCGUGAGCUUGAGCUUGGACUCCGGGGCUGGCCGGGCAGCCUAGCGGUUCCUGCCCCGCCGGACCCUCCCCGCCUCCUCGGCCCCGGGAGCCGGGCGGGCGCGCGGGCUAGACUGGGCGCUCAGGUGCGGACACCUUCCGAGAGCCGCCGGGCUGCCGCCCCGCGAGCGCCCGCAGAGCCAGCAGCACCUUGCUCCAGAGGCAGGGGCUUUUAACGCCGCACUCUGGGAUCAUCAGAAAUACACUUUCGGGAAAUGGCCUCUAAAUCCUGGCUGAAUUUUUUAACUUUCCUCUGUGGAUCUGCAAUUGGAUUUGUUUUAUGUUCUCAACUAUUUAGCUUCAUGUUGGGAGAACAGGAUAACACCCAACCUAAUAUUCUUCAUAAUGAUCCCCAUGCUAAACAUUCAGAUGAUAAUGGACAGAAUCAUCUAGAAGGACAGAUGAACUUCAAUGCAGAUGCUAGCCAACAUAAAGAUGAAAACACACACAUCGCUGAACGCCUCUAUCAAAAGGUUAGAAUCCUUUGCUGGGUUAUGACUGGUCCUCAGAACUUAGAGAAAAAGGCCAAACACGUCAAAGCAACAUGGGCCCAGCGUUGUAAUAAAGUUUUGUUUAUGAGUUCUGAAGAAAAUAAAGACUUCCCUGCUGUGGGAUUAAAAACAAGAGAAGGCAGAGACCAACUAUACUGGAAAACAAUCAAAGCAUUUCAGUAUGUUUAUGAUCAUUAUUUAGAAGAUGCUGACUGGUUUAUGAAAGCAGAUGAUGAUACGUAUGUCAUACUGGACAAUUUGAGAUGGCUUCUCUCAAAAUAUAACCCUGAACAACCCAUUUACUUUGGGAGAAGAUUUAAACCCUAUGUAAAGCAGGGGUACAUGAGUGGAGGAGCAGGAUACGUAUUGAGCAAAGAAGCCUUGAAGAGAUUUGUUGAAGCAUUCAAAACAGAUAAAUGUACACAUAGUUCCUCCAUUGAAGAUUUAGCAUUGGGGAGAUGCAUGGAAGUCAUACAUGUGGAAGCAGGAGAUUCCAGAGAUAACACAGGGAAAGAAACUUUUCAUCCUUUUGUACCAGAACAUCACUUAAUCAAGGGGUUUCUACCUAGAACCUUUUGGUAUUGGAAUUAUAAUUAUUAUCCUCCUAUAGAGGGUCCUGGCUGCUGUUCUGAUCUUGCAGUUUCUUUUCAUUAUGUUGAUCCUACAACUAUGUAUGAGUUAGAAUACCUCAUUUAUCAUCUUCGUCCAUAUGGUUAUUUAUACAGGUAUCAACCUGCUUUACCUGCGAAUAAUCUUAAGGAACUCAGUCAGGCCUACAAAAGUGAAGAUUCAAAAGUAAAAUCGGAAACCCUUGAAAGAAAAACUUAAACGAAGAGAGGGGUAAAAUGUUUAGCAUUGCACUGAAGAACUUCUCCUUUUCUGAUAUAGAACACUGGAACCCCAGUGAGAAAUUCUUUCUGAGUGAACAUUCCAUAUUAGAAAUCUGCAUAUUAAUAUCUGUAAAAUGAAGCUUUAAGUAAACUGUGAAGUAUGUUAGAAUGUGUUUUCUUACCAUUAUAUGUAUAUAUGAAAACUUUAUGUUUUUAAAGUGGGGGCCAGGCAAGUAAUUAGGAAAGAUGUGCUGCCUACUUUUGACCACAUGUAUUAUUUUCACUGAUAACUGAAACACUUAAAUUUGCUGAAACUACAAAGCAUCGUGUUAGUAACACAUAUGAUGCUGAACAGAUCUGCCUUAAAGAAACAUUUAGAAGGAAUUAUUGUUCAGUGUUGUGUUGUUUGUAAACUUAAGAAUUUCUAUUUCAUUGUGAUAGAAAUGAAUGAUACACCUACAUAUAGUUUUUAUUGAGUGAAAGUUUUGCUAUUUAUAAUUGGCAGUAUUUCUUCUAAAAGAAGGUAGACUGAGAAUGGCACUUUUCUAAAGUGCAUUAAUAAAACCACAUUUUGAAGUUAUCAUUGGCCUUGACUGUAUUAUAUAUUUGAUUCUAGUUAUUUCUUAAUCUUUUACCAAGUUCCUGUUACCUCUUCUGUGUUCAACCACUCUCAGCUGUUAAUAUUUAUUUACUAAAAUUAUUAAAAAUAUUUUAACUUAUUUUCUUUUAUUUUGCCACCAGGGCUAUUUCUGGGGCUUGGUGCUGGCACUUCGAAUUCACUGCUUCCGGCAGCCAUUUUUUCUUCUUUUUUUUUUCUUUCUAACUUUUAUUAGGUAGGACAGAAAGAAAUCGAGAAAGGACAGGGAGAUAGAAAGAGGGAGAAUGAGAAUGAUAGACACCUGCAAACCUGCUUCACCACUUAUGAAGCGACCCCUGCAGGUAAGGAACAGGGGCUUGAAUAUAUAGGCUUAACCAGGAUGCCAACACCUGCACCCACCACCACCGCCACCGCCACCCCCCGUAAUUAAUAAAUAGUAAAUUUAAUGUUACUUGAGAUUGCUUUUUUCUUUUUACAUCUUUGCCACUCAGAAGUUAAGUGGCAUUUUGAUUAUUUAAAACUCUUUCCAGUUACAUAAUUGUUCCUUUCAUUCUCACCCAUCCUGAUAGAUUACAAUUUGUACCUUUCAUAACUUUAAAUUAUGUCCUGAAAUUCAUUUUUUAGGAUCUGAGGUGGCUACUGAUUACAUUGGCAAAGGAAUUUGUAUUUAGGAUUUUGUCCAGAGUUAAUUAAAAACAUAAAAUAGCCUAAACUUUUAUGCUGAAUUGCUACUUGAAGGUGACUGUUUUGCCAGUAAAUUAUUCUGAUGGAACACUAUUCCAAAUUGUUAUCAAACACCUUGCUUGGUAAAUGUUUUGUUCUAAAUUUGUGAUCCUUUGUUCAAAAAUUUUCUGGAAAGAGAAAAAAUUGUUUUCAUUGUAUCAGCAAUAUUAUCUGAAUGUAUUAUAACAGUAUUUUAGACUUUCUGUAAGUUUAACUGUUACAGAUUAUUUUCUCUUAAAACUGAUUUUACUUUACUGUCAGAUUAUUUGACUUUUCUCAUAAGUUAAUAUCUAUUGUGCCAAAAUAUGUCAUAAUCACAACUCUGUCUAGAUGUAUGUUUGAGAAGAUGCCAAUUUUAGUGACUAAUUAUGGAUUGAUUGCUCUGCCCACAUGCUGAAAACUCACAUCAUUUUUACUUGUUAAAUUAGCCUUUGUUAUUUUCAUGGUGCUUUCUGUCAAUUUUUAAAGGUGUUAAUAUUAGCUAUUCUUUGAAAAGCUCUUCAUCUCAGUGUGGACAUGAAUUUGUUUGCAGUUCAUAUAUGCUGCUCUUCUGUAUUAUUUAGAAUUACCGAUGGCUUAUCAUAAAUAUCCCCGGACUUUUAAAUUUAUUCAUAGGAAGUUAACAUCGUGAUAAGUCUUGUACUCUGGUGUAAGACUUCCUAGGUUUAAAUUCUUGCUCCAUCACUUAACUAGUUGUAUAACCUUUACCAAUCUGUUUAAUUUCUCCGUGGUUUAAUUUCCCCAUCUGUAAAUUAGAGAUGAUAAUACUACCUACCUCACAGGAUAUUUAUGAGGAUUAAAUGAGUGAGUAUGUAUACAACUUAGAAUACUGUCUACACCAGAGUAUUAGUGCAAUUAGUAUAGUUUUUUGUGACUUUGGAGUGUGAACACUUGAUUUAAGUGAAUAAAAAAUCUACUGUACUCAAAUCUGAUAUUGAAGGAAAUAGUUCUUAGAAUAAGUAAUAGCUGUUUUUUAUCUAGUGCCUACCAUGUUCGAGGUACCAUGGGUAGAUACUCUGGGCAGACUAGAUUUAAUCCUCCCGAAUUGAGUAUUACCAUGUAUAGAUGAGAAAACUGAAGCACAGAGAAUUAAAGCAACUUAUUCUUUGUGAUAAAGCUGGUAGGUAACAUAGCUAUUAUUUACAUUCAAAAAAGCCUGGAACAACUUAUUUGUACCGUGUAAGUUUUGAGAGCAGUCACUUAGCUUCUAUUCAUGCUUUGGUGAUACAUGGCAUCUAUUAAACUGGCUAUUACUAAUCAAGUUAACUAAAUUGCCAAGUGGUUCUCAAACUGGUUUUUACAUGCUUGCCUGGUCACUUGUUAAAGUACAGAUUUAUAGAGACUCCAAUUUCAGAAAUUCUGAUUGUACAAUAGUGUGUGGCCAAAGAGUAUGUGUUCUUAGGCGAUACCCUAGGGCAAUGGAUCUCGAAGUGUGGUUGCAAAAUUAUCAGCAACACCUAAGAACUUGACGGACCUCUUCUGGUCCCAUUCUUUGCCUAUUGUAUCCGAAACUCUAAUUUUGAAUGCUAACACUUAUGCUUAAACAAGCCUUUCAGGUGAGCCUUAACUCAUGCUAGUUUGAGAACAGUUGCUCUAAAACCCAAGUGAUUGUGUUGCAAAUGGUCAUUGGAACUUACUGAGGUAUAUCUCUUAAACGAGGGUUAUCUCUCAAGAUUUAGACAAGAUAUUUAAGAUAUAAGCCCCAUUUUUUUAAAUUGUCACCAGGGAUAACCCCUCCCCCCCUUUUUUUAAUGGCCACCAGAUAACCCUGCCUGCAGAAUGAAUUCACUGAUCCUGCCUGCCAUUUUUCCCCUCUCCCCUUCCUUUAUUUGAUAAGACAGAAAUUGACAAACUUCAAACAGUUUGUGAAAUUUCCCCCUGCAGGUGUGGAGCAGGGGCUCAAACCUGUGUCCUUGCACGUGGUGAUGUCCGCAUUUAACCAGGUGCACCACUGCCUGGUCCUCAAGCAUAGUUUCAGUUUUUGUAUUGGGUGAUCACACUACAUUAAAUGUAAAAGACUUUAAAGAUAAAAAGUCACUGAAUUACUCCGUUUUUUAAAAUCUUUAAUUCUUUGGCUAUAGAGUGACUAGGCCUCACAACAAAAUCUGUAUUUCUCCAUGGGGUCAGGAGUUUCAUUAAAUUUUAGUAAUACAAUUUUUUUAAAAAACACACUUAAAGGUCAUAAAAAUUGUCCACAGAUGUUAAUAAAAAUUUUUAGGUAGAGGUAGCAUAUGUGUUUAUAAUACACAAAAUGUUUUCUGCUAGUGCAUACUAUUGAGAUUUCUUCAUUUCCCAAGAAUCAGUUGACUGUACUCUAUGCUAAUAAAGCAAAAAAAAAUCUCUAUUUAAUAAAGCAUAUAAAAGCAGAAUUCAUGAUGUUAAUGACUUACCAUCUUCUAAAAUAAAAUAUUUGUCAUCAGGAUAAAUAAUUUUAAUGUCUCAAUACUAAAACAUUUUUCUAUUUAUCCUAUAACAAUAUACUAUAUUUUCUUGUGGGAAGUUCAUAGAUGAUACAAAGCAAUUUUGUUUUUUAGUCCCAGAAUUCAGUUGUUUUUAAUAACUUAAAUUUCAGAGGUGAGGUGUUUUUUUUUCUAUUAGGUGAUUUGCAAAUAAAUCACCACCAGCUUUAAAUAUUUUUGAAAUAUGGUAAUUAAAUUUGAGCAUUAAGUGUAUGUACUAUUUUUAACUUCCUUAAUUCUAUCAAACUAUAAUUCCUACUAGGCUGACACCUAAAUAGUUUCUCACAUGAUUAUAUCAAAUCUUCCUAAAAUUUCUGUUUUAAUAUUCUGACAAUUUCAGCUUCUUAAUACCAUUCAUAAAUAGUCUCCACUUUUUUUUUUUUUUUUUUGCCAGAGCACUGCUCAGCUCUGGUUUAUGGCAGUGUGGGAGAUUGAACCUGGGACUUCAGAGCUUCAGGCAUGAAAGUCUCUUUGCAUAACCAUUAUGCUAUUCCCCCAUCCUAGUAUCCACUUUUUUUUUUUUUAAUAUUCCCCUUUUUUGCCUUUCUUAUUUUAUUGUUGUUACUGAUGUUGUUGCUGGAUAGGACAUAGAGAAAUGGAGAGAGCAGGGGAAGACAGAGAGGGGGAGAGAAAGAGAGACACCUGUAGACCGGCUUUACAGCCUGUGAAGUGACUCCCCUACAGGUGGGGAGCUGGGGCCUCAAACUGGGAUCCUUACGCCCAUCCUUGCUUAACACCACAUGAGUUUUACCCGCUGUGCUACCGCCUGACUCCCUUAUAGUAUCCACUUUCUAACUACUCUUCUUCCAGUCUUCAUGAAGUUAAUUUGGCUGUUACUAACAAUUGGAAUUUGAAUUACUUAAUGAUAAUUUUAUACCUGUUAACUUUAGGUUUCCCUAUGAGACUGGAAACAAAAGUUUGUCCAAGAGUAAUGCCUGCUGGCUCUUAGGAUAUUAGCCCUACUUAAAAAUCCACACGUUUAAACUAAGUCUAAAUAUAUAGUUAUUAAAGGAAGUGAAGUCACUUGGAUUUCACCAUUUCUACCACGCAUAGCUGCUCUCUUCUCGCUCUCUUUUUUUUUUUUUCCACUUGGCUUGCUUCUCUACUUCCUCAAAGUGGGCCUGACAGAAAUAUACUUAAGAAAUUUGAGAAUAACCUGUGGUUUGUUUUAUGCUAAAUGUAAACUAUUUUUUAACAUUACAUGUUUAUAUAUCAGAGAUGAAAGUGAAAUUUUAAUACAUUCUAGAAAAGUAAAAUUUACAAGGUCUCUUUAGAGAAACCUACUCUAGUUUUAAGGUUGGAUAGUGAUCUAUUUCAACAUCUUUACCUCUUUAGUUUUCAGUUUAUAUUAAGUUUAAAUAACUUUUCAGGACCCUGAAAAUAAAUAAUCCAUGUAAAGCAUACUAUUAAAGGGAAACUAAUCUUACUGCUAAGCAGUGUAUUAUAUUACUCAGUGAAUGUUUGUGUUUGGAAACUUAAAUUUUAUGUAAGGUAAUAUGGUCAUGAAUGGUUUAAAAAUGUCUGGUGACUUGCUUACUUUAAGUGAUCACCAAUCCAAUAAGUCAGAAAAAUUGUAUUUUUCAAUAUGUUUUUUAAAGUGCCUUUUUAAACAUUUUUAAAUAAUGGAUUUUGAACAACUGCAUAAAAUAAAUUCCCAUGUUUAAAGUU